AUGUCGCACGCACGAGCGACUGCGAAUGAUAAACCCGAACCUUUCCCAACGCUUUCCCCUGUGGCCUCAAGCAACGUUGACCCAAUCGAGUCGUCCGCAAUCCACCAGAAUGUGCCACAGCAUCGGGGAACAUCAUCUGCGCACCAAGGGCGGAAGAGCAGCACUCGAAAGUCCAGGACCUCUUCUCUACUACAAAGUAUGCUCGAAAGCAGCCCUCCUUUAGGAGCAUGGCAGGCAAUCGGCCAGGAUACAGCCAAGGGUCCUACUAUUCCAGAUAUCCGACGUGGUAGCUACUCCGCAGAAGGAUGGUCACACGAAGGUCAGCUGGAACAAAGAAAUCACAAGCCACACGACAUCCAUAGAAGGAGACUGAGUCGAGCCAGCUCAAGUCAGGACGGUAGCAGUAUCAGCCAGACAACACCUGCUACCCUCAAUCCUCGAGCCGUUGUAGAAGAGACAACGGAACCAGGUUUACCUGCGGAAAAGAGAGACGUUGAAUACCUGGAUCUUUCAAAGGAAGACGGUCUUUUGGUCGCGCCCCGCCCUCCUGUCGGCCCUAAUGAAGAGGGUGAAUAUCCAAAUGGCUAUCGUUUUCCUAAAAAGCAUACUUGGAGUCAGUCCUGCGCUAUUUACGGCCGUGCGUUCUGGAAAUUCUUUCUUACGGUCAAAGGCUUCUUGCUUACUAUCUAUGGUCUCAACGUGGUGGCUUGGGGUGCCAUGAUCUUCUUCCUACUCAUCCCUGGCGCUACUCCGGCAAUGUGCAAAAGCUAUCCAGAUUGUGACGACAAAAGAUACUCAGCUCGUCAACUCUGGAUCGAGUACUGCAGUCAGAUUCUCACUGCCUUGUUCUGUGUUACUGCUUUUGGCUUGUUGCCGUGGCGACUGAGGGAUUUCUACUACAUGAUUAAAUACCAAGCAUUUGGUGACUACAGCGCGCUUCGAAAGUUAGCUGGAUUCUAUCGUAGCUGGUACAGACUGCCCGGCUCAGAAAAGUUGCCUGAACUACUUGGUCCGCCACAGGAGCCAGCAGAUCUGCAGGCUAAGAGUCUCUUCUCGCUCAAACAGUGGCACAAACAAGCACAAGAGCAUGACGCUGAGAAAUUCAAUGUGAUUGAUGACGAGAUAACUGCGCUCAAUGCUAAUCCAGCAGUACCUUUGCCAGUGUGGUCCAUGCCGCCUGCGCCACUUACUGGUAUUCGUGCUCGACCCACAAAGUUCAAGGCUCUAGCAUGGAUUAUAUGGAUGUAUAUCUGGAACACUCUUUUCCAAGUCGGCCUUUGCGUUGUCAUGUGGGGCUAUAACAGGUUUGAAAGAAAUACGGGCUAUUUCACAGCACUAACGGCAUUGUUUAUUGUGCUAGGCUGUGGAACAGGAAUUGUGGCCGGCAUCAUUACAGGCAGAGAAGGCAAGGCUGUCAAAGGGACCGAAGGUAUACCUGUCAAGGACUAUGACGUACCAGAAACUUCCCAAGAUUACCAGCAACGAAUAGCGAAGAAGAACAAAAAGGAGAAGCGAAAGCAGGGAGAUGGAGCUGUCGUACACACGACCAAGGGCUAA
Lithohypha guttulata is the source of this 1557-nucleotide messenger RNA. RefSeq lists its product as uncharacterized. NCBI's taxonomy places the organism in Eukaryota, Fungi, Ascomycota, Eurotiomycetes, Chaetothyriales, Trichomeriaceae. The record is from RefSeq and is a predicted model, not a curated record. The coding region runs from base 1 to 1557 and encodes 518 amino acids. The transcript has a single exon.